Molecule: messenger RNA, 1572 nt
Organism: Aspergillus nidulans FGSC A4
Lineage: Eukaryota; Fungi; Ascomycota; Eurotiomycetes; Eurotiales; Aspergillaceae
Product: chromate transporter
Exons: 5
Coding region: 1-1572 (523 amino acids)
Biological process (GO): chromate transport
Cellular component (GO): plasma membrane
Molecular function (GO): chromate transmembrane transporter activity
Source: RefSeq, a predicted model, not a curated record
AUGCCACUCCUACCACUCACCGGCCUUCCCUCCUCCCUCCGCUACCUGAUACAACAAUGGCGUCCUCGCACAGCCACAUCCCCCGGCCCUGCUCUGAGCAGUCGGGUGCUCGAUGUCGUCAGAAAAACGUGGGAUCUUGGCUUCACGGCCUUCGGCGGACCGCCGGUUCACUUCCAGAUUCUACAUGCACGGUUCGUGGAGCGGGAGAAUCUGCCAGGGCCUGCCCGGGCCCGCAAGCACAAAGAUGCUCUUCUGUCUGACGCUGCUAAGGGCAGGCGCAUAGACGAUACCCUUCCAGCCGCCGUCUACGCACUGCUUUCGGGGCUGAACGCAUCAACAGUAGGGAUUAUCGCGCUUGCAGCGGUACAGCUCGCGGAGAAAGCGGUCCGUGAUAAGCUAUCGCGGCUGCUUGUUAUAUUUGGAGCUUGUGCAGGGCUGUGUUAUAGCGCGCUCUGGUACUUUCCCCUCCUCAUGGUGGUUGGGGGUUUUGUCACGGCUGCUUGGGAUGGGUGGGGAGCGAGGUGGGUUAGAGGAGUGAAGAGGUGGCGGAGGGAAAGAGGUUCAGCAUUGGAUGGCACUGGGAGUCAAGAACUAGAGGAGGGUAAUCGAGAUGGGGAUGAGGCUGUAGAUGUCGAGAGGGUUGAUGUGAGGACUGUCGCGGACGGAGAGAUGCCGCGACUGAGAAGACCAGCAGGCUCGACUGACCUGGACACCAUUCCCCUGGCAAAUGUACCAGCAGGAUCAGAUAUCACUCCAUCCUUGAAUCCAGCUCAGGAUCAGGGCCAUGUCGUGCGUGUGCGAAUCGGCGCUGCCAUCCUGGUCUCUUUUUUCGCCUCGUUCAUUACGAUUCUCACAAUACGCGCCCGCCUCUCCUCGCCCCCAUUACCCCUCUCCCUGUUCAGCAACAUGUACCUCGCCGGCACGGUUAUCUUCGGCGGCGGCCCUGUAGUCAUCCCCCUCUUGCGCAGUUACGUCGUCGACCCAAACUGGGUCUCAAGCCGUGACUUCCUGAUCGGCUUAGCCAUCAUUCAGUCCUUCCCCGGUCCUAACUUCAAUUUUGCAGUCUUUCUGGGCGCACUCACUCUCUCCGCCUCACAUCACAGCGUCCUCGGCGCGAUGCUAUCCGGUUUUGCCAUCUUUAGCCCGGGCUUAAUUCUUGCCGUUGCGGUACAGAGUUUCUGGCGGGCUCUGCGACGGAAGAUGUACGUCGUUCAUUUUCUGCGAGGUGUCAAUGCCGCCGCGGUAGGGCUGGUGUUUACGGCUGUGUAUCGACUAUGGGAGAUUGGGUAUCUGCGGCAGGGCCGAUCGAGUGAGGAAGGUGUCAGUUUGGGGAGGGAGCCAUGGUGGGUUGUUGUUGCUGCUGUCUCCUAUAGUGGAACUCGGUGGUUUAGGGUGCCGCCUGCCGUGGCGAUCGUUGCAGGCGCUGCGUUGGGGAUUGCGUGGUGGGGGGUCGUUGGGGCCCUAAACGCCCAGCUGCAUCCCGCAGUCCCCUCAACCCUCGUUGAUCUUUUUACCUCAACGCUAUACUUUGCAAACUUGCUCCUCUUUCUCAUCAUUCUGCCUACUUUGUAG